GCCGGCAGAAACAACAGGCACCUGUCUGUAUUAUUCCUUUAUUUUUUAUUUCAAACUGUGUUAGCAUUGUUUAAGAAAGACUAUUUAAAAAAUUCUUUUUUAAUCAAUGGUCUUAGUUUACUGUUCUUAAUACAUAAUAACAAAACAUCUUUCGGAUUGUGACUGUAUGAAUACAGUAUUGUGGUAUUGUUCGCUUCGGUUUGCUUUGCGUAGGUUUGUGUUUGUGUGUUGUUAGUAAUUAAGAUGUGUGUAGGUACUGUGCAUAUUUAUAGAUAUUUCAUGUUAUUUCUAUUCUAACGGAGUUUAUCUGUACGUCCAAAUGGUCCAAAGUCAGGUUCGCCAUUGGUAAGUUCCGGCAUGCCAUCUUCUGGUACUGGGUUUAACUCCCUCCCAGAGAGUGAAGUGUUGCCUCCACUUCCCAUGGGACCACCUGUAAUUCCACAAAAUCGCUUCGAUCCCUACUUCGAUGUGACGACUCCCAAUAACGUGACUGCUCUUGUUGGGAAGUCAGCGUAUCUCAGUUGCCGAGUUCGAAAUUUAGGAAAUAAAACAGUGUCAUGGAUCAGACACAGAGACAUUCAUAUCCUCACAGUAGGCAGCUAUACCUAUACGAGUGAUCAACGUUUUCAAGCAAAUCAUCAUCCUGAAACAGACGACUGGACAUUGCAGAUUAAGUGGGCUCAAAAGAGAGAUGCUGGUACUUAUGAAUGUCAGAUUAGUACUCAACCAGUAAAAAGUUAUUUCGUCAACUUAAAUGUAGUCGUACCUACCGCUCAGAUUCUAGGAGGACCAGAUCUACAUGUCGAUAAAGGUAGUACCAUUAACCUAACCUGCUCCAUAAGAUUUAGUCCUGAGCCACCAGCCUAUAUAUUUUGGUAUCAUCAUGACGAUGUGAUCAGCUACGAUUCCAGCCGUGGUGGGGUAAGCGUGAUAACCGAAAAGGGCGAUGUUACUACAAGUUUCUUACUCAUCCAGAACGCUGGUAUAUCGGACUCUGGAAAAUAUUCAUGCAGCCCUUCAAAUGCUGAUGUAGCAAGUAUACGAGUUCAUGUAUUGAAUGGUGAAAUGCCAGCUGCAAUGCAAACAGGCUCUGCUGGAUUGUCCAACAGCUCAUUCAACAUCUUCGCUCUCAUCAUAGUUUCUUACAUAUACACAUCCUGCUAUUUUAGCAACCUUGAUCUAAACCGAGGAAGUUGAAGAUUUUUAUCUUUCGGAUAUAUUAAUU
Diabrotica virgifera virgifera (western corn rootworm) is the source of this 1225-nucleotide messenger RNA. Its product is annotated as kin of IRRE-like protein 1. NCBI's taxonomy places the organism in Eukaryota, Metazoa, Arthropoda, Insecta, Coleoptera, Chrysomelidae. The transcript is spliced from 7 exons. The record is from RefSeq and is a predicted model, not a curated record. Gene Ontology annotation, biological process: synapse organization. Gene Ontology annotation, cellular component: neuron projection membrane. Bases 358 to 1197 code for a protein of 279 amino acids.